Oryzias melastigma (Indian medaka) is the source of this 1694-nucleotide messenger RNA. RefSeq names its product methylthioadenosine phosphorylase (gene mtap). Gene Ontology annotation, biological process: nucleoside metabolic process. The transcript has 8 exons. NCBI's taxonomy places the organism in Eukaryota, Metazoa, Chordata, Actinopteri, Beloniformes, Adrianichthyidae. Bases 136 to 978 code for a protein of 280 amino acids. Gene Ontology annotation, molecular function: S-methyl-5-thioadenosine phosphorylase activity. The record is from RefSeq and is a predicted model, not a curated record. Gene Ontology annotation, cellular component: cytosol.
CAGGAAGAGAAAUGUUUGAUGGCCGUCUUUUUUCCCCUCUCUCUAUUUUUUUUCAAAUAUUUGGUGCACGAGCGUUAAUGGUUGAGCGCCUUCACUUUUGGUCAAAUUCUCAUUGUCCAUCCCAGAGGCGUUGUCAUGGCGUCCACUGUUCACGUUAAGAUUGGCAUUAUUGGAGGCUCAGGACUGGAUGAUCCCGACAUUUUGGAGGGGAGAACCGAACGCUAUGUGGACACACCGUAUGGGAAGCCAUCAGAUGCGUUGAUCUUGGGGAAGAUCAAAAAUGUGGAAUGUGUGCUUCUUGCAAGGCAUGGAAGGCAACACACCAUAAUGCCAUCCAACGUGAACUACCGGGCCAACAUCUGGGCUCUCAGAGAAGAAGGCUGUACGCAUCUGCUGGUCACUACGGCGUGCGGCUCGCUGCGGGAGGAGAUCCAGCCAGGAGACAUUGUAAUCAUAGAUCAGUUCAUUGACAGGACGACAAAGAGACAUCAGACCCUGUACGACGGGCAGCCCACCAGUCCUCCGGGGGUGUGUCACAUCCCCAUGGCCGAGCCCUUCUGCAACAGAACCAGAGAGGUCUUGUUGGAAGUGGCUCGGAGUCUGGGGGUGAAAUGUCAUCACCGAGGGACCAUGCUGACCAUCGAGGGGCCUCGCUUCUCCUCGCGGGCCGAGAGCCUGAUGUUCCGCCAGUGGGGCGCCGAUGUCAUCAACAUGACCACCGUGCCAGAGGUGGUCCUUGCCAAAGAAGCAGGCUUGUGUUACGCCAGCAUUGCCAUGGCAACAGACUAUGACUGUUGGAAGGAGCAUGAGGAGGCUGUCUGCGUGGACAACGUUUUGAAGACCAUGAAGGAGAAUGCUAACAAAGCAAGCAGCAUUCUGCUCACCGCAAUACCGCACAUCAGUCAAAUGGACUGGGCUCAGACAAUGAAGACUUUGAAAUCCAUGGCCCAAUCCUCCGUGAUGUUACCCAAGCACUGAACCAGGAACCAAACAACCAGAGCGGGAUAAAAACAGCAGACAAACUCAACUCUGCCUGUGAAUUCGUCAGCAGUGAAUCAUAGGAAAAGUGCCUCACACUAAUAAUAAAUCCAAAAUCAGCAGGAGAUUCAGUAUUUUAUCUCUGGUCCUAGUGAAUCUAUUUGUCACAUUGUACAGAUUCACAGUUUUUCUCCGUAAAGUUGUCUUUGUCACCUGUUUUCCUUUUUUUCGUUACAUUAGUUGCCUUUAUAGAUCUUCAGGCAGAAGAUACGCCUUGACCGCUUCACUAUCAUUUCAGUAAAAUGUUACUUUAAAAGCUUAUCUUUUUUGUUGUAUUAAUUUUGGGAAGUCAAAGGUUCUCUGUAUUAAAGUGACAUUUAAAAUAAAGUUGCUGCAGGGUAAAAUGCAAACAUAUUUCAAGUUAGCUGCUAAUAUUCAGUAUUUGGAGUUAGAAAAACCUUCUUUGCCUGUAUGUAUCCACACUGAUAGUAUCUGAUAAAUGUAGUACUUUAUAUGUAUUGAAAUUGGCAGUUUUACAAUAUUAUAUUUUUGCACUUACUAAGCUUCACUGCUUGUUUUGUUUGCAUUCACUGAAGCUGUACUUCCUUUUUGUUUUCACAUUAAAGUUUCACGCCUGGCUGAAAGAAAAAAAAACAAAAGCGGCAAAUUUGAUGGAAUUAUUUUGAUCAUUCUCCUAAUUAAAGGGAAUAAUUAUA